Cetraspora pellucida is the source of this 125-nucleotide messenger RNA. The record is from the annotation of a GenBank genome assembly. Lineage: Eukaryota; Fungi; Glomeromycota; Glomeromycetes; Diversisporales; Gigasporaceae.
UUGAAAAACCAAUUGAAAUACAAGCUAAAGAAACCGCAAUUAAAAUUGAUAACUAUGAAGAAAAACUUAACAAAAUUCUUGAUGCUCUUGAAAAGUUAAAUUUAAAUCAAGAUAAGGGAGAGUGA